UGUGCGCGUCACUUCCGGGCGGCGCGAAACGGAGUUGCCGAAGGCCUGCAGAGCGACAUGCCUAAGUUUUAUUGUGACUACUGCGAUACAUACCUCACCCAUGACUCUCCAUCUGUGAGAAAGACACACUGCAGUGGUAGGAAACACAAAGAGAAUGUGAAAGACUACUAUCAGAAAUGGAUGGAAGAGCAGGCUCAGAGCCUGAUUGACAAAACAACCGCUGCAUUCCAACAAGGAAAGAUACCUCCUACUCCAUUCUCUGCUCCUCCUCCUGCAGGGGCAAUGAUUCCACCUCCCCCCAGCCUCCCGGGUCCUCCUCGCCCUGGGAUGAUGCCAGCACCCCACAUGGGGGGCCCUCCCAUGAUGCCAAUGAUGGGCCCUCCUCCUCCUGGGAUGAUGCCAGUGGGACCUGCUCCUGGAAUGAGGCCGCCUAUGGGAGGCCACAUGCCAAUGAUGCCUGGGCCCCCAAUGAUGAGACCUCCUGCCCGUCCCAUGAUGGUGCCCACCCGGCCAGGAAUGACUCGACCAGACAGAUAAGGAGAUUGGGGAGCCUCUUUAUAUCAGUUUUAUAUUACUUCACCAGGAGAUCAUGGUGCUGUGACUCGGGAUGUUUUCUAACAGGAUGACAAGGAAGACUUGCUCCCCCUUCCUAUCAAAGAGAGAGUAGUUUUGGAGGGGAGUGGUGGGACAAAAAAAGCAAUUUUCAUUUGUAUUGUGAAAUGUGAAAAUAAAAUUGUCAAUUCUUUUAGUUAAAAA
Molecule: messenger RNA, 756 nt
Organism: Balaenoptera musculus (blue whale)
Lineage: Eukaryota; Metazoa; Chordata; Mammalia; Artiodactyla; Balaenopteridae
Gene: SNRPC
Product: small nuclear ribonucleoprotein polypeptide C
Exons: 6
Coding region: 58-537 (159 amino acids)
Biological process (GO): mRNA splicing, via spliceosome; spliceosomal snRNP assembly; mRNA 5'-splice site recognition
Cellular component (GO): nucleus; U1 snRNP
Molecular function (GO): pre-mRNA 5'-splice site binding; zinc ion binding
Source: RefSeq, a predicted model, not a curated record